AUGGGCAUCGAGGCUGGUGGCACAUCCUAUGAUGACCCUGAUGACCGUGAAGACGAAGAAGAUGAUGAGUAUGAGGAGGCGGUUGGGCCUAACCGUCUUUUGGGUUUCAUGUUUGGAAAUGUAGACAACUCUGGUGAUCUCGACGUUGAUUAUCUUGAUGAGGAAGCAAAGGAACAUCUUGCGGCAGUUGCAGAUAAGCUUGGCCCUGCCUUGACAGAUAUAGAACUGUCAGUGAAAACGCCACAAACACCUUUUGAUGCUGCUGAGCAAGAUUACGAUGAGAAGGCAGAAGAUGCUGUCGAUUAUGAAGAUAUUGAGGAGCAGUAUGAAGGACCAGAGGUCCAAGCAACAACUGAGGAGGACUUUCUGCUGCCAAGAAAGGAAUAUUUUUCCAAGGAUAUAACAAUCAGUAGUUUUGGGAAUAAUAAUUCUUUAUAUGAUGAUGAAAAUUAUGAUGAGGAUGAAGAUUUAGAGCAGAAGGAUGAGGUGGCUGCGCCCUCUGCUGAAGUGAAACCAGUCGUUUCAUCAGGUGAUGUCCAAGGAAAGAAGAUUGAUGAAGAAGUUGUAGCAGGAGAUGCAUUUCAUGAUGAACUGGAAUCUGAGGAGGAGCUUUUGGAGACCAUGGGAAAGGUCUCUUUUGACAGUAAUACAACGGCACUACCAGUUAUUCAUCGGGAAGAUGGGGUGGAUAUUCUGCGUUUUUCUGAAAUAUUCGGUCUCUACAAGCCGUUGAAGAAGACUGGGAAGAAGGAUCGCAAGUACCAUGUUCCUAGAGAAAAACUCAAGAUUUCAAUCACAGAAGAGAUUGUUGAAGAAGAUGAGGAGGCAUUCUUGAAAGAAUCUUGCCUAAAUGUUGGUGAUGUCAGAGUGCCACAAGUGAUUCAAGAUUAUGUUCCAGCACCUAUUAAUGAUGAUUACUUGGGUUCAAGGCAGUUUGGGAGUAUGCAGGUUAGUGGGGAAAUUGAGGAGGAAAGAACAGAUUCUUGUCGGAGUUCUGAGCCAUUUGGAGAAAAUCUGCAACCAUUGAUUCCAGCAGAUUGGAACUUGCCUUUUCGUCGGGAGUUCUAUCUUCUUGAUCAACAGAACUGGGAGGAUAGUAUUAUUUGGGAUAAUUCACCAGCAAAUGUUUGCAGCAUUGCUGAGAGUUGUGAGAUGUCGGGAUCUGAUUCGGAUGAAUCAGGUUCUCACCACAAUAGUCUUAAGAGUGAGCCAAAAUCUUUGAUGUCGAAUUUGGAAACAGAACAUUCUGAAAUUGAUGAACCUUCUAUUCAGUUUGAUUUCUGCAUUUCAGUGGAGCCUUUUGGCUCUGGAAGUCUUUCUGAUUCACCGGAGUUGCCAGGCUCACUGAGAACAUUUCACCCGCAACAAUUGAGGUUGGAAUCUCGAAGCAGUGAAGAUAAUCCAAGCAUUGCCGAGGGCAAAAAUGGUGUCUCAGAAGAUAACCUUCGAAAUUACUCCAGGCGACAGUUUAACCGGGUUAUGUUGCAGAACAGAGAUUUACUGGAGGGAUCUUGGCUGGACAAUAUAAUCUGGGACCCUGAUCAGGCUAUUUCAGAUAGAAAAUUAAUAUUUGAUUUCCAAGAUGAGCAAAUGCUUUUUGAAAUUCAAGAUAACAAGGAUGGUAAGCACUUGAGGCUUCAUGCUGGUGCUAUGAUCAUAACCCGAUCAGUUAAGGCCAGCAGUGGGGAUUUGCUUGAGCAACCUGGCCAUGGUGGUCCUUCUGGUGUACGGUUCAAUAUUUCCAAUGAUAAAUUCUACUCAAAUCGCAAAUCUUCUCAGCAGCUUAAAUCACACGUGAAGAAACGUGCAGCUCAUGGUCUCAAAGUUUUUCAUUCGAUCCCUGCUCUCAAGUUGCAGACGAUGAAACCUAAGCUGAGCAAUAAAGAUAUUGCCAAUUUUCAUCGCCCAAAGGCUUUAUGGUAUCCUCAUGAUAAUGAGGCAGUGCUGAAGGAACAGGAGAAGCUGCCCACGCUGGGGCCUAUGAAGAUUAUCUUGAGGAGUUUAGGAGGCAAAGGAUGUAAACUUCAUGUCGAUGCUGAAGAAAUGGUGUCCUCAGUUAAAGCAAAAGCUUCAAAGAAGCUAGAUUUUAAACUGUCGGAGCCUGUGAAAAUAUUUUAUUCGGGAGCCGAGUUAGAAGAUGAUAAAACUCUUGCUGCGCAAAGUGUCCGACCAAAUUCCUUGCUGCAUCUUGUUCGUACCAAGUUACAUUUACUGCCACGGGCCCAGAAACUUCCUGGUGAGAACAAGUCUCUGCGUCCUCCUGGGGCUUUUAAGAAGAAGUCUGAUCUGUCAGUAAAGGAUGGUCAUGUCUUCUUGAUGGAGUAUUGUGAGGAAAGACCUUUACUUCUGGGAAAUGCUGGAAUGGGUGCUAGAUUGUGCACUUACUACCAAAAGUCAAAUCCGAGCGAUCAAACAGGAAAUUUAAUGCGCAAUGGAAACAAUGGCUUGGGGAGUGUUAUAGUUCUGGAUCCUGCUGACAAGUCCCCUUUCCUUGGGGACAUAAAACCUGGUUGCAUCCAGUCAUCUCUUGAGACUAACAUGUAUAGAGCACCAAUUUAUCAGCAUAAGGUUUCGUCAACUGAUUAUUUAUUGGUCCGAACUGCGAAGGGGAAACUUUCAAUAAGACGGAUAGACAGGAUUAAUGUUGUUGGACAACAGGAGCCUCAUAUGGAGGUGAUGUCUCCGGGAUCAAAAGCUGUUCAGACAUAUAUUAUGAACAGGUUGUUAGUGUAUAUGUAUCGUGAGUUUGUAGCUGCUGGGAAGCGUGUCUCAAGGCCUUCUAUCCGGGCCGAUGAGUUAUCAGCGCAUUUUCCAAGCCUGACGGAAGCUUUUCUACGGAAACGACUAAAACAUUGUGCCGAUCUGCAGAGAGGUCCAAAUGGACAGCUUUUUUGGAUGAUGAGACGCAAUUUUCGCAUUCCUUUGGAGGAGGAAUUGAGAAGGAUGGUGACCCCGGAAAAUGUAUGUGCCUAUGAAAGCAUGCAAGCUGGCUUGUACAGGCUUAAAAGGUUGGGCAUUACCAGGUUAACUUCACCAGCGGGCCUCUCAUCUGCAAUGAAUCAGCUUCCAGAUGAAGCAAUUGCUUUAGCUGCUGCAUCUCAUAUUGAGAGGGAACUGCAGAUUACACCAUGGAACUUGAGUAGUAACUUUGUUGCCUGUACUAGUCAGGACAGGGAAAACAUUGAGCGCUUGGAGAUCACUGGCGUUGGUGAUCCAUCUGGGCGUGGACUUGGUUUUAGUUUUGUUCGUAAUACUCCAAAAGCUCCAAUGUCAAAUGCUGUAGUGAAGAAAAAAGCAGUUAUUGGUAAAGGUACGACAGUGACCGGUACUGAUGCUGAUCUACGUAGGUUGAGCAUGGAAGCAGCACGAGAGGUUCUUCUCAAAUUCAAUGUUCCGGAUGAACAAAUAGAUAAGCAGACCAGGUGGCAUCGCAUUGCCAUGAUUCGCAAGCUUUCAAGUGAGCAAGCUGCCUCCGGGGUGAAGGUAGAUCAAACAACUAUCAGCAAGUAUGCUCGUGGGCAGCGGAUGUCUUUUAUGCAGCUGCAGCAGCAAACUCGGGAGAAGUGUCAAGAAAUUUGGGACCGACAAGUGCUUAGUCUGUCUGCUGUUGAUGGUGAAGAAAAUGAAAGUGACUCUGAGGCCAAUAGCGACCUGGAUUCUUUUGCUGGAGAUCUUGAAAAUCUUCUGGAUGCUGAAGAAUAUGAAGAUGGUGAUGUGGGUAAUAACGUUUCCAAGCAUGAUACUGUUGACGGAGUCAAAGGGCUUAAAAUGAGAAGGCGCCCAUUUCAAGCUCGUGCCGAAGAGGAUAUUGAAGAUGAGGCUGCUGAGGCAGCAGAGUUAUGCCGAAUGCUUAUGGAUGAUGAUGAAGAUGAUCGGAAGAAGAAGAAGAAGAAGAAGGUUAUAGUUGUAGGGGAACAACUUGGUCCUAAUCAUGUUGAACGAGUACAGAAAGUGAAAAACGUCAUCAAGCGAAACAAGCAACCAAAUUCACUACCUCAGUCAAUGGAGAAUGUUGGUAGGGAUCAGAAAGAGGAGGACAAUCUUUCGGCUAAAAGGGAUUUAUCUGGCAAGCCGAAAACGAAGAAGAAAGUUGACAUUGAGGCGGCAGAACUAUUCACCAAGAAAGUCAUAAUUGUUGGUGAUAAUUUAAAGCAGAAUUUAAAGGAAAAGAAAUCAGCACGAGAAAGUUUUGUGUGUGGAGCUUGUGGCCAGUCUGGUCAUAUGAGGACAAACAAAAAUUGCCCCAAGUAUGGCGAAGAUCUUGAAGCAUCACGGGUUGAGAACGCUGAUUCUGAGAGGCCUUCUGGGAAACUUAAUACUUCAGAUCAGGUAGAUCAACCCCUGCAGAAAACUUCGAUAAAGAAGAUCAUACAGAAAAGCGCCACAAAAAUUGCCUUGGUUGAAGCUCCUCCCGAGGAUGACAAAUCUACUCCGAAGGCAAAAAUAUUGAAAGUUAAGUGUGGCCGAACUGAUAAACUCGCUGAAAAACUCACUCCUGCGACGUCAAUCAGUUCUGAUAAGCCUUCAACAUCAGAUGCUGAUACAGGAAGUAAAGCUGUUAAAAAAAUUACCUUUUCAAACAAGGCAAAACCAGAAGUUAUGCUGGGGGACUCUCACAGGCCUCCCAAUAUUUUUAGACCAUCUACAGAGUUUGAGCUGGGGGAGUCUCACAGGCCUCCCAAUGUUUUUAGGCCAUCUACAGAGUUUGAUAAAGAGCAACCUCGGAGAAAAAUUAUUAUCAAACAACCUAAGGAAAACAUUUACAAACCACCUAAGGAGAUCUUCAAUGUAGAUGAUCUAAGUCAGGAAGGAGAUAUAGGCUUUGAGUAUAGGAAAACAAAGAGAUUAAUGGAAUUGUCAACUCUUGAUGUGCGUAGAGAGAAGAAAUACAAACAAUCUUCUGAACAUGCUAUAAGCAAGAAGAACAGGGAGGAUAGGAGAUGGGUGGAAGAGGAAGAGAAAAGGAGGAUUGCGGAUAGACAAAGAGAAGAAAGGGUUAGGAGGUUAUAUGAUCAAAGAGCUAUGGAAGAGCAGGAGAGAUUAGCUGAGAUGAGAAAUUAUGAAGAGGUCAUGCGCUUGGAGAGAGAAGAAGAAGAACGCCAGAAGGCACAAAAGAUGAAGAAGAAGAAGAAGAAGAAGAUGAAACAUGAAACCCUAGACGACUAUCCUCCUAGAAGGAAUGACUGGAGGAUACCAGAAAGAACAGCUAAAAAGAGGGCAGUGCCUGAUGUUGGAAGGUUCGGUGCAGGCUAUGGCCCAGCUACAAAGCGCAGACGUGGUGGAGAGGUUGGUCUGGCAAAUAUCCUUGAACGCGUUGUGGAUGCUCUCAAGGAAUCGCAGGUUUCGUACCUCUUUGUGAAGCCAGUCACCAAGAAGGAAGCUCCUGACUACCAUCGGAUAAUUGAGCGACCCAUGGAUCUGUCCACGAUAAAGGAGAAGGUAAGGAAGAUGGAGUAUAAAGGUCAUGACGAAUUCAGGCAUGAUGUAUGGCAGAUCAAAUUCAAUGCCCAUAAGUACAAUGAUGGACGCAACCCGGGUAUUCCUCCUCUUGCUGACGAGCUCCUGUGGCUUUGUGACAAGUUGUUGGAAGAAAAUCGUGAUGGCUUGUUAGAAGCUGAAGCUGGUAUUCAACAUGAUUCUUAG
Messenger RNA from Oldenlandia corymbosa var. corymbosa, 5643 nucleotides. The record is from the annotation of a GenBank genome assembly. Lineage: Eukaryota; Viridiplantae; Streptophyta; Magnoliopsida; Gentianales; Rubiaceae.